AUGAUUCAAAGAGGAGUCUCUCUAUCCAUUUUCCCAAAGAUUAUGAGAGCAAAAACAUCAAAGGAUGCAUGGACUAUUCUACAACAAGAGUUUGAAGGAGACUCAAAGGUGAGAACUGUGAAACUUCAAUCUCUUAAGAGAGACUAUGAAAAUGAAAGAAUGAAGGAGAAUGAGAGUUUGAAUGAAUACUUCAACGGACUCUCUGAAUUGGUGAAUCAAAUGAAGUCACAUGGAGAUAAAAUAGAUGAUCGCAGAAUUGUUGAUAAAAUUCUGAUUAGUUUGACAGAAAAAUUUGAUCCUAUGGUGACUGUUAUUGAAGAAACUAAGGACCUAUCAACUAUGUCUGUUCAAGGGUUGAUGGGGUCUUUGAGAUCUUAUGAGCAAAGGUUGUUACGACGUUCAGAAAAAUCAGUUGAGAGUGCCUUUCAAUCUAAACUCAACAUUCAGCCCAACAAUGGUGAAAAUAAGCCUCCAACACAAAAUAGAGGUGAGUCUUCUAGAGAUGGCAGAUUCGGAAGAGGCCGAGGUAGAGGCAGAAACUCACGAGGUAGAGGAAGAGGCGCGAAUGGUGGAAGAUGGCAUGAAGGAGCAUCAAAUAAAUGGUGCAACAUUUGUAAAAGUAACACUCAUGCAGAGAAAGAUUGUUGGAACAAGGGCAAAUCACAAUGUCACAAUUGCAAGAGAUUCGGGCACAUUCAAAAAGAUUGUCGUUUUGGCAAUCAUCAGCAUGCUUCAUUUGCAGAAGGAGAAAAUGAUGAAGAAUAUACUUGUCUUUUCAAUGGCUAUAUCAAUUCUUUAAGCACAUUGUGA
Molecule: messenger RNA, 810 nt
Organism: Trifolium pratense (red clover)
Lineage: Eukaryota; Viridiplantae; Streptophyta; Magnoliopsida; Fabales; Fabaceae
Exons: 2
Coding region: 1-810 (269 amino acids)
Molecular function (GO): nucleic acid binding; zinc ion binding
Source: RefSeq, a predicted model, not a curated record